AUCAAACAUGAUGCAUUGUUGUAGUGGGAGGAGGAUGAUAACAAUAAUAAAAUGGAGCUUGUGUUUAUUCUUCUGCCUUUCUCACUCAACACUUGUUAUUACUAAAGACUUGUGUCUUCCAGACCAGAGGGAUGCUCUCUGGGACUUCAAGAACGAGUUCGAUCCCUCUAUUUAUGGUGAUAAGAAGACAGAGACGUGGAGGAACAACACAGAUUGCUGCUCUUGGGACGGUAUCUCUUGUGAUCCUAAAACGGGUAAGGUGGUAGAGUUAUACCUCAUGAACAGUUUUCUCAGUGGCCCUUUGAGAUAUGAUAGUAGUCUGUUUAGGCUACAACAUCUUCACAACGUUAAUCUUGGCUCGAAUAAUCUUUCGGGUAUGCUACCAGAUUCCAUAGAAAACCUCAAACAUUUGAGGGUUUUGAGUCUUGGUGGUUGCAAUCUCUUUGGAAAGAUUCCUUCUUCACUUGGAAAUCUUUCGCAUCUCACUAAUCUUGAUCUUUCUGCUAAUGAUUUCACCGGUGAGCUACCGGGUUCGAUGGGAAAUUUGAACAAGCUAACAGAGUUGCAUCUUGGAUCGGCCAAGCUCAGUGGGAACUUCCCUCGUGUCCUACUCAACUUGAGCUCGCUCGUCCGGAUCGACCUUGGUUAUAACCAGUUCAAAGGUAUGCUCCCGUCUAACUUGAGUAGCCUUUCCAAGCUGGAGUAUUUUGAUAUUAGUGGAAAUUCAUUUUCUGGAACCGUUCCAUCUUCUCUCUUCAUGAUACCUUCGUUGAUUAGCCUUUACCUAAGAGUUAACGAGUUCAGUGGUCCACUUGAUAUCGGGAAUAUCUCUUCACAAUCUAAUCUUCAAAACUUAUACAUUGGAGAAAACAAUUUCAGUGGGACAAUCUCAGGAUCUAUAUCGAGACUAGUCAGGCUAUCGUUUUUUAGCCUCUAUUUCUGGAGUGCAGGGAAGGGCAUAGUUGAUUUCAGCAUCUUCUUGCAUCUCAAGUCACUUGAAGGGCUUGAUCUUUCAGGGAUUCAUUUGAAUAUCAGUUCAACACUUCAUCUUCCCUCACCUAUAGACAUGUUGAUGUUAUCAUCCUGCAAUAUUUCAGAGUUUCCUAUGUUUCUACAAAACCAAACCAAUAUGUUCUAUUUAGACAUCUCUGCCAAUCAAAUUCAAGGCCAAAUACCAGAGUGGUUUUGGAGACUACCAGCUUUAAAGUUCGUAAACAUUGCUCAGAAUUUCUUCAGUGGAGAACUAACUAUGUUACCGGACUCUAUUGAGCACUUCCUAGGCUCUGAUAACCAGUUUUCGGGAGAGAUUCCUAGAUCAAUAUGCGAAUUAGAUAAUCUCGCAAUACUUGUUUUAUCCAACAACAACUUUAGCGGUUCUAUUCCAAGGUGUUUUAAGAAUUUCAAUACUAUCUCCAUCUUGCAUCUCCGGAAUAACAGUCUCUCUGGUGUUUUCCCAGAGGAAUUUAUCAGUGUGAAAUUGAUAUCACUUGAUGUUGGUAUGAAUUGGCUAUCAGGACAACUUCCCAAGUCUCUUAUCAACUGCACUAGUCUCGAGUUUCUGAACGUGGAAGACAACAGAAUCAAUGACACGUUUCCAUUUUGGUUGAGAUCACUGCCUGGUUUACAGAUUCUUGUCCUUCGUUUUAACGAGUUCCAUGGGCCAAUAUACUCUCCUGGAAGUUCUAUGGGUUUUCCCACGCUGCGAAUCUUUGACAUUUCGGAAAAUAGCUUCACGGGAGUCUUGCCAUCCGAGUACUUUGCGGGUUGGACUACAAUGUCAUCAGUGAGAGUAGCAAGAUUCGAUAGUAUUAUUGGUUUUGCAGUUGCAGGAAGUUCUCAAGCACCCUACCAUAACUAUGUGGUUCUGACGAUUAAAGGAUUGAAAUUGGCACUGGUAGGGAGUGGUUUCAAAAUCUACAAAAGCAUCGAUGUCUCUGGAAACAAAUUCGAAGGAGGUAUUCCUGAAUCCAUUGAUUUACUCAAGGAACUGAUUAUCCUCAACAUGUCAAACAACGCUUUCACAGGCCAUAUUCCACCAUCUCUGUCAAACUUGAGCGAUCUCCAAUCAUUGGAUCUAUCUCAAAACAUAUUAUCCGGCGAAAUCCCACCAGACAUCGGUAAACUCACUUUUUUGGCGUGGAUGAACUUCUCGUACAAUAGGCUAGAAGGUCCAAUACCACAAGCCACUCAGAUUCAGAGCCAGAACAUUUCUUCUUUCUCAGAGAACCCCGGGCUUUGUGGUGCUCCUCUCCUCAAAAAAUGUGGUGGAGAAGAAGAAGAAGAAGAAGGAACAAAGCAAGAACAAGAUGAAGAUGAAGAAAAGGAAGAGAAAGAUCAAGUCUUUAGCUGGAUUGCAGCUGCAGUAGGCUAUGUACCUGGUUUUUUCUGUGGACUCACCAUCGCCUACAUUCUCACUCCAUAGGGUAAGAGUUCCCCCAGCUUUUUCUACUUUUCUCCUUCGUGACACUGUAAAUAUGAUCAGUAAUAAGUGUCUUCUCUUUAAUAGUAUUGUUUGGGUCUCGUAUCAUCUUCAGAAUCUGUCUUUUUGUUGAGUUACUGUUAUUUUUACAUUUUUAUAUCGAGUCGCUGAAACCUUGUAAUGGAACAGUAGUAGUAAUACAAACAAACACAUCUUUUAAAGCUGAACUGGGGAAAAGAGAAAAACUCGCUGAUAUUAUUAUAAAGAAAGCCAACAAAAUACAACAAUUUCAAUAAGA
Molecule: messenger RNA, 2717 nt
Organism: Capsella rubella
Lineage: Eukaryota; Viridiplantae; Streptophyta; Magnoliopsida; Brassicales; Brassicaceae
Product: receptor like protein 42
Exons: 2
Coding region: 8-2422 (804 amino acids)
Molecular function (GO): protein binding
Source: RefSeq, a predicted model, not a curated record